Messenger RNA from Mastomys coucha (southern multimammate mouse), 1625 nucleotides. RefSeq lists its product as uncharacterized. NCBI's taxonomy places the organism in Eukaryota, Metazoa, Chordata, Mammalia, Rodentia, Muridae. The record is from RefSeq and is a predicted model, not a curated record. The transcript is spliced from 3 exons. Bases 279 to 959 code for a protein of 226 amino acids.
CUAUUCAGACCUUAGGUGCGGCUCCAUCACAGAAGACCCGAGCAUCCAUCAGUGCUUGGAGCAGGGUGGGGAGGAGUCCUCCAGCCCCUCACUUUCUCCAUUCCUCAAAAACAAAUAUCCCACAAAGAACCCAACUGACCGGAGAGGGUCUUCCAGCCCUUCGUCCCUUACACUCAAGAAGCUCUUUCACCAUACAACAAAACCCAGCUGAGGUUGCUCCGACCUUAGGCACUGGGCCACGAAGAGGCCCGCAGUCAGUCCUCAAGCUCCACGGACAGAUGGUGAUAAGUGCGGCGAGGACACGUCCCAUCAACUCCCCAGGCCCCCCUCUCCUCAAUAAAACAAAAGCAAGUCCUAUAGCACUCACCUCAGGUGGCGCACAGGAGGGCGCUCGGCGCGGGGCAGCGCACGCGGCGCCUCCCAGCUCCUUGCGACCGGGGCUUCCCAGAGGCAGCAGCUCUCGCGUCGGCGAUGGUUGCAGCGGUCGCCGUUCUGGCAUCCGGAGCCUCCCUCGGACUCAGCACCUGGAGCGGCGAACAGCUCCGCGCCUCAUUCCGCUGACCCCGCCUCCCUCGAGCUGCUCUAGCCAAUGGAAACGCAGGAUCCGCCCAGGAGGUUGCCCAUUGGGAGGUCCCGGUCCCUCCGUUGGGACCUCGUCCCCAGAGGCCGCCCGAGUGUUUGCUCUGCCUGCUGGAACAUGUAGUCUCUUAGGGAUGUGGUGGAGUGGGCUCGUGCCGCGGGCUGCAGAUCCAAAGAGUACAGAUUGCCAAUGCCUCGGAACCUCCCAAUUAUCCGUGGGGCAGAGGCCUGGGCCUCCUGAAGGAAAGAUGAAACCAACCUUUCUACUCUGCCAAGGACAGAGCUCCUCUGUGUAUUUUUCUGUAUGGGGAGGAAGUGGACACAUCCUACCCAAUCCCUAUGCCCCAAAGUACUGGCCAAGCCCCAUCAGUGACCCAUAGGACUAUCCUUCCCAGGAGAGCAGCUCUCCCUGAGGCCUGGAAUUUCUGCUCUUUCUGGCCCUUCACACUCUCCCUUCUUUUGAGUCCUUUACACUCCACCCCAUGUGGACCCACAGUAUCUCCCAGGCCUGUCAGACUCACAUGCGGAUCCUACCCUCAAAGACGCCUCAAACUACCGGGUCAGCCAGCAACCAAUUGUGUGCCUAGUCUGUGGAGCACAGAGAAAGGAACCAUGUACAAUGUGAUCUGCCAAAGUCAAGAAAGCUUCCCUGGAGAGGACACAACUGAGCGGAGCCUUGACAAAGGAACAGGACUCCUCUGACUGCUAAAGCCAAUUUGGCCAAUCCAGGCAGAGGUAAUGUACAGAUUUUCAGGAGAGCAAGAGCCUUGAAGAUCAUGUUGAACAGUGAUGAUAUCUUGAAUAAACACAGCCUCUUCUUCCUUCUCUUCUUCAAUACUAUCUAUAUAUAACACAUACAAAUAUGUGCAAUACAGAAGAUGUAUGUUUGGAUGGUUUCCACCUAUAUACAUAUGUGUGAAGCCAACACCAAGACAAUGACAACCACGUCCACUCCUCCUGCCCCUUUGUAAACUCUCCCUUCCACCCACUGUUCCCGCAGUCACUCAUCCGCAACGCUCUGUCACUAUAUAGAUGGGUUUAUAUUA